UCUUUGAUCCUCUGAGAAGUCACUUGCAAUAAUGGCAGCCCUCGUCAAAUUCUUUUUGCUCUUUUCCCUUCUUCAUAUCGUCUUCUUAACAAUGUCUACAAGGUCAGUUGUCAUGGCGUCGCCACCGGCCGUCAAAGGAGCUUAUUAUUCUUCAGACCCGACGGUUUUCCCACCAUCGGCCAUAGAUACAUCCUUGUUCACUCAUAUUUACUAUGCUUUUCUCAUGCCAAGUAACGUCACUUAUAAAUUCGAGAUAUCAAGCUCGACAGCUCUACUGCUGUUAAAUUUCACCACCACCCUGCUCCACAGGAGUCCUCCGCCGGCAACCCUUUUCUCCAUCGGUGGCGGCGGUUCUGAUUCGAAUCUGUUUUCUUGCAUGGCGUCGGACACAAAGUCACGUAAAGCUUUCAUAACUUCGGCUAUGGAUGUCGCACGAAAGUUCGGGUUUGAUGGGAUGGACUUGGACUGGGAAUAUCCUAGCAACCCCAAAGAGAUGAAAAAUUUAGCCCUUUUGUUUAAGGAAUGGCGACGAGCUAUCAACGUUGAGGCGGCUAAAGAACCAGGCCGUGCUCCUUUACUUCUUACGGCGGCCGUGUAUUUCUCGGUCGACUUUUUCUUAGAUGCAGUCGACAGAAAAUACCCAGUCCGGGCUAUUAAUCAAAAUCUGGAUUGGGUUAAUGCAAUGUGUUACGAUUAUCAUGGUGGAUGGAACACUUCGAUUACAGGAGCCCCUGCAGCGCUUUAUGACUCGAACAGUAAUGUGAGUACCAGUUAUGGUCUUAGAUCAUGGAUCAAAGCUGGGGUUGAUAGGACCAAACUGGUUAUGGGAUUGCCACUUUAUGGGAGGACUUGGACAUUAAAGGACCCGAGUUUUCAUGAGAUCGGAUCGACUGCAGUUGCAGUAGGGCCAGGAGAUGCAGGGGCGUUAACGUUUAUGCAGGUAGAAGAGUUCAAUAAGAAGAAUGGUGCCAUUAUAGUGCAUGACAUGGAUAGUGUAUCGACAUAUUCUUAUGCUGGUUCGACUUGGAUUGGGUAUGAUGAUGAUAUAGCAGCAAUGUUGAAGAUUGGGUUUGCACAAGCACUUGGGAUUCGUGGAUAUUUCUUUUGGUCUCUUGGUUCUGAUAGCCUGUGGAAAAUAUCUAGACAAGCUUCAAGAGCGUGGGUUGUUGGUGAAUGAAGAUUGAAGCUUUCUUGGUAUCUGUACAAGCACUACCAGAAUGGAACUGUUGUGGAAAAACAUGGUUUAAAGCUAUAUAUAAUAUAAUCCUUCAU
Messenger RNA from Hibiscus syriacus, 1272 nucleotides. Its product is annotated as class V chitinase CHIT5b-like. The record is from RefSeq and is a predicted model, not a curated record. Gene Ontology annotation, cellular component: extracellular region. Gene Ontology annotation, molecular function: chitinase activity; chitin binding. The transcript has 2 exons. Gene Ontology annotation, biological process: chitin catabolic process; carbohydrate metabolic process. The coding region runs from base 32 to 1177 and encodes 381 amino acids. Lineage: Eukaryota; Viridiplantae; Streptophyta; Magnoliopsida; Malvales; Malvaceae.